Ananas comosus (pineapple) is the source of this 2880-nucleotide messenger RNA. RefSeq lists its product as uncharacterized. Lineage: Eukaryota; Viridiplantae; Streptophyta; Magnoliopsida; Poales; Bromeliaceae. The transcript has 8 exons. The coding region runs from base 124 to 2652 and encodes 842 amino acids. The record is from RefSeq and is a predicted model, not a curated record.
GAUCCCUAUGUUUAUGAGAACAACAACUACACACAUAUAUACAAGCACCAAAUAUAUAUAUACAAGAAUAACACUCUUUAGCUCUUCUUCAACAUAAGAUCUUGCCCUGCCUUUCAUGCAUCCAUGGAUUUGGUUCAUGACCAUCACCACUGCGGCGAAGAGAACUCGAAAGAUCGCGAAGAUUACGCGCACGUCGCGAACUCCGACCUCCUCCGUUGCCUCCGCGUGGAGUCCUCGUCGUCGUCGUCGUCGCAGAGGAGCCUUCGCAAGGGCGAGGAGCGGAUCGCGUGGCUCCGGUCGCAGCUCGUCGGGUCGGACGUCGAGUUCGAGACCCCGUUUGCGGGUUGCCGCCGCCUCGUCUACGCCGAUCAGACGGCGUCCGGGAGGUGCUUGCACUACAUCGAGAACUACAUCAUCCAACAUGUUCUCCCCAUCUAUGGGAACACGCACACCGAGGAUAGUUUUGUCGGGAGCAAGAUCACGCGGAUGGUGCACGAGGCGGCGGCGUACGUGAAGCGCUGCAUGGGCGCGGGGCCCGAGGACGCUCUCGUCUUCUGCGGCGCGGGCGCGUCCGCGGCCGUCAAGCGCUUGCAGGAGGUGAUGGGCAUUGCUGUCCCGUCAACGGUGCGCAGCAGGAUGGUCCAGGCCCUAAGGGACGAGGAGCGGUGGGUCGUGUUCGUCGGGCCCUACGAGCACCACUCGAACCUCCUCUCGUGGCGGCAGAGCACGGCGGAGGUCGUGGAGAUUGGAGUCGACGGCGAGGGGCUGCUCGACGUCAGCGCGCUGCGGCGCGAGCUCGCGCGGCACGGGCGCGCCGGCCGGCCCAUGAUCGGGUCGUUCUCGGCGUGCAGCAACGUCACCGGGAUCGUCACCGACACCCGCGCGGUCGCGCGGAUCCUCCACCGGCACGGCGCCUUCGCCUGCUUCGAUUUCGCCGCUAGAUCUUGCCCUCCCUUCCAUGCAUCCAUGGAUUUGGUUCAUGACCAUCACCACUGCGGCGAAGAGAACUCGAAAGAUCGCGAAGAUUACGCGCACGUCGCAAACUCCGAGCUCCUCCGUGGCCUCCGCGUGGAGUCCUCGUCCUCGUCGUCGCAGAGGAACCUUUGCGAGGGCGAGGAGCGGAUCGCGUGGCUCCGGUCGGAGCUCGUCGGGUCGGACGUUGAGUUCAAGACCCCGUUCGCGGGUCGCCGCCGCCUCGUCUACGCCGAUCAGACGGCGUCCGGAAGGUGCUUGCACUACAUUGAGAACUACAUCAUCCAACAUGUUCUCCCCAUCUAUGGGAACACGCACACCGAGGAUAGUUUUGUCGGGAGCGAGAUCACGCGGAUGGUGCGCGAGGCGGCGGCAUACGUGAAGCGCUGCAUGGGCGUGGGGCCCGAGGACGCUCUCCUCUUUUGUGGCGCGGGCGCGUCCGCGGCCGUCAAGCGCUUGCAGGAGGUGAUGGGCAUCGCUGUCCCGUCAACGGUGCGCGGCAGGAUGGUCCAGGCCCUAAGGGACGAGGAGCGGUGGGUCGUGUUCGUCGGGCCCUACGAGCACCACUCGAACCUCCUCUCGUGGCGGCAGAGCACGGCGGAGGUCGUGGAGAUCGGAGUCGACAGCGAGGGGCUGCUCGACGUCCGCGCGCUGCGGCGCGAGCUCGCGCGGCAUGGGCGCGCCGGCCGGCCCAUGAUUGGGUCGUUCUCGGCGUGCAGCAACGUCACCGGGAUCGUCACCGACACCCGCGCGGUCGCGCGGAUCCUCCACCGGCACGGCGCCUUCGCCUGCUUCGAUUUCGCCGCUAGGUCCAAAAAGGACACGUUGUACUAUGAAAGCAUCGAGGAGAGAGAAGAUGGUGGGACCCCACCCAUAAUCCAAAAGAUCCGCGUGGCGCUCGCCUUCUGGGUCAAAUCCUACGUGGGCUGCCACGUCAUCGGCUGCCGUGAGCGCCUCCACGCUGAAUCCGCGCUCCGAUUCCUCCUCGCCAAUCCUAACAUCAUUAUCUUGGGUAACACUCAGGUUAUGCGCCUUCCCAUAUUCUCCUUCCUCGUAUUCCCCCGAGAUGAGAAUACGGAUGAGAACGAGAAUAAGAAGAAGCCGCUGCACGGAAGAUUUGUGGCGAAGUUGCUGAACGAUCUUUUCGGAAUUCAGGCGCGCGGCGGGUGCGCCUGUGCAGGGCCGUACGGGCACCACCUUCUCGGGGUGGAUCGGGAACUCUCCCUCCGCAUUCGAUCUGCUAUUCAACAGGGCUACACUGGAUUGAAACCAGGAUGGACCAGGGUCAGUUUCUGCUACUACAUGUCCAAAGAAGAGUGCUCAUUCAUCCUCUCGGCGAUCGACUUCGCCGCUUCGUACGGCCACCGCUUCCUCUCUCUCUACCGCUUCGACUGGCUCACUGGCGACUGGACCUUCCGACGACGAUGUGUGUCGAAGCACCGCACAAUGCCGGAGUACGUAGCCAAAGUUUUCGAUCAGGGAGAGAAAAUAAGAGGAAGCGUUACAUCCCGCGAAAUAUUGACAGAUAAGGAGAAGGAGAAGAAUUCGGCGGAUGCUCGAUUGUUCCAGACCUAUCUGGAAAGCGCUAAAAUGAUUGCAUUUUCAUUGCCGGAAUUUUCAGAGCCUUGUAUUGACGUGCCAGCGGAGGUAGAUCGCAGUUUGAUCCUUUUCAGAAUAUAAGUGUUUGUGUAGUUGAAAUACUACUUCCAGAAGUAGAUAGGACUGUUUACUUCUAUCACAGUAAACAUGUACAUAAAAAAGAGAGAGAGAGAAGUUAAGUGGAAUACUACUUAUUUUUCUUCUGUUGUUUGUUUGUAUAGCUGUGGAAGUGAAGUUUUUCAAUUCUACUGUUUGUUUUGUAGAAAUAGAAACUGAAGUUGUGAGAGAUGAACUAAUAUUUUUUGUUUU